Paramecium pentaurelia is the source of this 3218-nucleotide messenger RNA. The record is from the annotation of a GenBank genome assembly. Lineage: Eukaryota; Ciliophora; Oligohymenophorea; Peniculida; Parameciidae.
AUGCAAAAAGCAUAAUUAGUUGAAUUCUUUCUUCUUACAUUAUUACAAAUAAUACAUAGUCAAUAGAAGGAUUGGAAUUAAAUAACAGAAUUUUAGGUUAAUAAUUGCAGUUAUUUUAAUUAAGUCAUCUCUUAUAUACCAGAAUCAUGCUAAAUUGUAUAUAUUACAUCUAGUAACUUUGUUUGUAUUAAAAAUCACUUAAUAAUGAAUGUUAAAUAACUCUAUUUUACAUAAUCAAAUAUUACGAAUUGUGAGAUCAUUAAAAUAGAUUCUGAAUAUAUUGAAAUUCAUAAUAUCAAUUUAAUUAAUAACAAUACCAGUUAAUACUAAUUUUAAUCAUAAGGAAACAUAUUAGUAUAAGGGAAUAUUGAGUAAAAGUUUAAUCACACAGAAUUAAUCAUAGAAUCAUAAAAUGAUAUUACAAUUAAAGAUGCUUAAAUAAAUAUUGAUUAAUUAGCAAUAGUAUCACAUAAUGGCAUAAUUGAAAUUACUAAUAGUAAUGUUAUAAGUUUAAAUCCUAAAUGUAACAUGAAUAAUGAUCUAGAAUUGACAUCAAAUUUUAAGAUAGUUUCUUAAGAAAAUGUUACAAUUGAUUCUAAAUCUAUUAUCACUGCAUCUACUAUAAUAAUAUACUCAAAUCAUACAAUAGUAGAUGGAAUAAUUUAAUCUCCUUUUGAUUGUUAUACAAAUCAAGGUGUUGGAAAAGCUCCUAUUUUUACAAUUGAAGGAUUGAUAUGUUUAAGUGGAGGUGGAUCAUCAGCUGGACUAGGAGGUAGAGGAAGUCAGGAUAAAUAAUGUUAAGCUCUAGAAAAGACAUCAAAGUAAUUCAUAAAAUCUCAUCCUUAUAAUCAUCCUAAUUAUCUAAGAAGUGGAAGUGGAGGUGCAGGAACAAUAUCAAUUGGUAGUGGUGGAGGUAUGAUAUUACUAUAAUCACUAAAUACAAUUUCAAUAAAUGGUGAAUUGUUAUGUAAUGGAGUGGAUGGAUAAUUUAUUAAUCUUUAAAAUUAGUUUGGUGGUGGAGGUGGAGGAGCAAUUCAAAUAUUAGCUAAAUAUAUUGAUGGAAAUGGUGUCAUCUAAGCAAAAGGAGGAAAUUCUGAUGUUUCUAAUUAAGUAGGUGAAGGAGGAGGAGGAAUAGUUUUAGUUUAAGGAGAAUUAUCAAAAAUGGCAAAACUUAAAAUAGAUGUUAGAUCAGGUAUAAGAAAAGAUUAAUAAGCCUAAAAUGGUACAAUAUAAUUUCUCCCUUGUGAAGAUGGAUAUCAUCUUAAUAAAUUUUAAUGUGUUGAAUGUCCAAGUAAUUCUAUAUCAUUUGCAAAAAGAGGACAUUGUUUUAAAUGUCCAGGAGUACUUUUUGGAUAAUAUUAUGUUGAUUGGCCUUCUUGUAAUGAGAAAGUAUGUAAUUAGUUUUAUUGUGAUCCAAUUACAUUUAUCUCAAAUGUUAUGUUCAGUCUUCUUAAUCUAAUUCUUUAUCUUAUAUUACUUUUAUUUAUAUCAAUAGGAUAUAUAAUUAGAAGAAUGUAUAGGAUGCAGGAAAUCAAAUAUGAGAAAUUACCUUUUGACUUUGAAUCAGCCACAAGAUAUAUGACUAUUGAUCAUUUGUUAACUGAUGAAUUAAUGAAAAAUAAUAAUUUCUAAUUGAUUGAUCUUAUGUAUCAUGUUCAUAGAAUUACAUUACUUGGAAAUAAUUCUCCUGAAAAUCCAUGGAAAUUGCCAUCUCAUCCUGAAUCUGGUAUAGAAUAUCUUAUGGAUCUUGAAGAAUAUAAAAGAUUUGCAAAUAAAAUUAAUAAAUUUGCAGAAUGGAAAAAAUAAGAAAAGAUUUUAUUAAUAAUUGUUUCUAUUCUAUAUUAUCCAUUAUAUUGGAUGAUUUUAACUUAUAUAAAAAAAAAGAAAUAUUUAAGAAUAAUAGAAUAUUUUCAUUAAUCAAAUAUUAUGAAACUUAUGGAUGAUCAAUUUAUUAAAAUAAAAAUAUCUAAAUCAGCUGAUUAUACAUUACUUUAUUUUGAUAUUUUCAACUACAAAAUUAGUGAUUUAAAGUAUUUUUUUCUAGCAUGUCCAUAUUAUAUACUAGUUUCAGGGGAAGGUAACUUUCUUAAACCCUUUUAUUUAUGUGAAAGUAAUCCUUUUCUAUCAUGUCUCUAUUUUUCAAUCAAUAGAAAUAAAGAGAUUCAUGAAGAUAGAAAUAAAAUUUUAGAUAAUUUGGUUACUCAUAAAAAAAGAAUGGAAAAUAGUUAAAAAUUAAAUAAUUUCAUUAUUAAAUUUAAUAGAUAUGCAAGAGCUAUUGAUGUUGAUAGUAAUGAUUUUGCACAAAAUGUAUAAUAAUUAAUUAUCUUUUGUAAUCAUCAAAAUGUUAAAUUCUUUUCAGAUUUCUUAAUUACAAUUAAUAUUAUUAUUAUUAUUGAUGAUGAAUUUACUAUAUUAGAAAAUUAUGAAUCUUAAGAAUUUAUUAAAUUUAUAGAAGAAGCUAAAAAUAAACAUUUGAGAUUUGGAUUAUUCAUUUAUGAUUCAGAAGCAAAUCCAGAAGAAAUAGAAGAUGUUUUAGAUAAUUAAAGAAUUUCUUUAGAAUAAUCAAAUUAAUUUUAAGUUCUUGAAGAAGAUAAAGAAAGUUUUGAUAAUGUUUCAAACCUUGAAGAUCUUAAACAUUAAUAUAUUGAAAGAAUUCAAGAUUCAGUUUAGUCAUCAUAAGAAAUUUAAUCAGAAAAAUAAAAUAAAUCUAAGAAUAGAAAAUCUACAAUGGAAAUAUUUAAUAAAAUUAGAUAUUUAUUCUUAUCUCAUCAAGUUCCAACUGUUGGUCAAAAUACAAAAAUAUAUGUUCAAUUAUUAUUAUCCAUUUUAGAUGCAGUAAACUUUUAUAUUAUUUUUAGAUAUUUUUACCAUUAUUAAUUUAAUAAGGAAUAGAUGCAAGCGAUUUUUAUUUCGAAUAAAUUUUGUUAUUAAGUUUUCCUUAUCCAUUAAGUAUUGUUAUAAGUCCAAUUUUGGGAUGUGUUUGGAUGACUACUUAAUCAUAUGGAAUUGCAAAAGUUCAUUCAAUCUUCAAUUCAUUAUCUAUUUUCAACCUAAUUGUUCAUAUUAUUAUAAUGAUAUAAAAGAUGAUACCAUUAGCCUUUGUCAUAUUAUUUAUCAAUUUAAUUCUAAAAAUAUUGCUAAUGAUAAAUAUUAAGAGAAUACUGUCACUAAAUAUUAAAUUAAAUAAACUAAAUUAAAUUAAACAUAUUAUUCAAUGA